Trichoderma gamsii is the source of this 108-nucleotide messenger RNA. RefSeq lists its product as hypothetical. The transcript has 2 exons. The record is from RefSeq and is a predicted model, not a curated record. Bases 1 to 108 code for a protein of 35 amino acids. NCBI's taxonomy places the organism in Eukaryota, Fungi, Ascomycota, Sordariomycetes, Hypocreales, Hypocreaceae.
AUGCUCCCGAGUUGCUCAGACAGCAGCUGUUCAGGGACGCAGGUUUGCCAGCCAGUGGGUGGAAGCAUUGCUGGGCUGUAUAUGCCAAUCAAGGUAUGCCUGAAAUGA